Molecule: messenger RNA, 723 nt
Organism: Moneuplotes crassus
Lineage: Eukaryota; Ciliophora; Spirotrichea; Euplotida; Euplotidae
Source: the annotation of a GenBank genome assembly
CAAAAUUAUAAAAAUAAUGGAAUCAAGUGACGAUAAGGUUGGCUGCGUGCAGUCUAUUCUAGUAGUCCUAGAAGGCCUGAAUGAUGAUUCUUCCAUCAUCACAGGCCUAGAAAUCUUAAUAAAGCUGAUUAAGAACAUACUAAAGUCUCCUCAUGAAGAGAAAUUUAGAAACAUUAAGAAGACUAACAAGGCUAUUUCCACAAAGCUGUUGUCCCUCAGUGGAAUCGAAGAUUUGAUCCUCGCCCUUGGUUACAAAGAUGAUAAUGAUGAGUUCUAUGUAUUCGACAUUGACAAGUACUCUGACCUCUACAAACUAAAGAGAGCUAUCCAAGAGUUCCACGAUGAGAAAAGAAAGAAGUACAUGACUCCAGAAGAACUUGAGAAAUUCGAAAUCCUCCAAGAGCAGAAGAGAAAGUUCUACGAAGAUAACAAGAAAAAGGCUAAAGCUCGUAAAGAUCUUGAGAAUGGCAUGAAGUUCGACCGUGAAGAGAAGAAUCAAGAAGAAAUCAAGUCUUCUAAGGCUAAUCACCUAAACUUUGGAGCUAAUGUGGUUAAAUUCCAACCACCAGCUCCAGCCUCUCGUUGAGGUUAGAUGCCCUGCUCCGAUGUCCGGAGUGGGAAUACCUUAAAUCAAGGGAAUCUGAGAUUGGUUGAGAGAAAUGGAGCCAAUAGGCAAUUAUGAUAAUAGUUGAGCAAACCUUUGAACUCAUCUAUUUGAACCCC